UCUUCCUAUCCAACUAAACCAACCGUCUCUGAAUCGUUUGGCAAAAGAGGCACAAGUGAUGGGGAGUGACAGGGCGGCGGAGUUAGCCCCGGCAACAUUCUGCCUCUGAAGAUCUGGGCCAAAGGGAAAAAUGAAUUCUUCCCAAAGCUUCCCCUAUCCACUCUUCCCAACCGCGGAACACCUCGCCGGGAACAACAUUUCCUUCUACAUCCACGGGGACCUGGGCGAUCUGGAGAACAUUCUGCUCACCAUCCGAGAACCUGCCACCAUCGCCCUGACGGUCAUGUACAUUAUAUCUUUCGUCGUUGGGUUCAUCGGCAACGUAAUGUCCAUCAAGGUCCUGACCAGCAAGAGGAACACCAGGAUACCCGGAGUGAGCGCCACUCGCAGCUUGCUGAUCAAUCUCGCCGUGUGCGACCUGAUGGUGGUGUGUGUGUGCAUGCCCACCACUCUGGGCUACCAGAUAUACAAAGCCUGGAUCUACGGCGACUUCAUGUGCCGGGCAGCCCCUUUCACCCAGGCUGUGUCCGUCUCUGCUAGCGUCCUCAGUAUCACCGUUAUCAGCGUCAACAGGUACUACAAUGUACACAACCCGUUAAAUGCCCGAUCAUUCUUCACGUGGAGAAAAAUCUUCUGGACUAUCCUGGUGGUGUGGGUCGUGUCGUCUGGGAUCUGCAUGCCUCUGAUCUUCAUGAACAAGGUGAAAGAGAUUGAUCCCACAAUCGGGGUUCCUUUCUGCAGUGAGGUUUGGUCCCAGGUCAAACUGAAGCAAGCGUACAACUUUAUCCUCUUCUGUGCCCUGUAUGGCUUGCCCGUGCUCUUCAACCUGGUGAUCUGCUUCCUAACUUGGCGUAGACUGUGGAGCACGUCCAGCCACUUCAAGGAGUGUGACAGCAGGAACCAGACCCUUCCGGCGUCCAGGUUGAAAAUCCGCAAAAAGAUCGCCAAGAUGGUGGUGGCUUUGGUCCUCCUCUUUGCCCUCUCGUGGCUGCCCAUCUACCUGGUCGAUAUCUGGGUGGAUUUCAACUCCGAGGUCGCUUCGAAGGACGGCGGGGCAUCGUCGGUGUGGAUCAUGCACUUCCGACCAUUCGCCCAGUGGCUCAGCCUCACCAAUUCCUCCCUCAACCCGAUUUGCUAUUGUUUCGUCGGGGAUCUGUACAGGUCGGCCAAGGAGAUCAAAAGUAAAUACAGAAGAACACUGGUUUCUCUCUUCAACUAUUCCUUAUCCGAAGGGUCCACGAGGUCGACCAUCCCCAAACUACUUUCCUACAAGGAGUCUUGUCGGAUAUCCACAAAGGAAGUCAACUUUGUCGAGUCCAAGGAGAGGAAGGUGAAGGACUGCCGUGCACCCCAGGGCAUUUCCGAGACUUCACUGAGUACAUGCCACCCUCUUCCAAAACUUACUGUUGGCAUGGACAAAAAUGACCCAAGCAACAACAAAUAGAUAAUCUGCUAUGUAGAGAUUGACAUUGCAUUUGGCAUGGAAUUAACAUUAUUGUCACUAUUUAAUCCAUUGGUGCCGUGUUCAAUUCAAACAAAAUGUUGGACCCAACGCAGAUGAGAAGAAUCGGCUUUGUUCGAUGGCCUCUUGCCACAACAGGCACAGAGUUGCAUAAAGUCAAAGAUUGUGAUAAAUGUCUGACUUCACAUCAUUCACAUCUUGGAAAACCCAACAUCAUUCAUGAAUGACCAUGGACCACCUUAGCUGUGUAUGUCCUUUGUACAUAGGUUCGCACUGUCUGAAUUGGUAGACCAAGCUUGUCUCAAUGCUGGGUGGUCUUCAUUCCUGUCUUUGCCUGGCCAUCAUUCAAGCAUUACUCUGUACCAUUAAUGGUCGUGUGCUUUUCAACCUUCAAAAAACCCAUCAUGUAAGCUCUUCUUAGCACCAAAUCCGUGCAUGGCCGGUGAGAAUGCGAACACCCUUUCCGCUCUCCGAUAUUCUGAAAUUAAUGUCUGGCUCCCUGGCUGCUGUAUGAGGUGAAAUCAAAUAAUUCAAUAUGCUAAUGUACCUGGUCUCAUAUGUCUGUUUGGCUCAGUGUUCAAAUAUAUAUCUUUAGUAGGCUCAGUUCACGCUGAGACCUCAAGAACACAGCAAGUGUAAAAAAAACAUUAAGAUUCAGUUAAUUGUGUACAUCCUAACAACCAUUCUGAUGCAUAUCUAUAAUGACUAUCUUAAUAACAUACAGCUUUCAUUAUUUUUUUUCUUUCUGAAGCAGAUGUUUUAUGUUACAUUGCGUAUGCAGUGUGGCUUUGAUUUAGAACAAAGUUAACGCUUCAUUUGUUUUUACAUUUCCAACUCUCCCCCAAAAAAAAGAACUAUUGCUUUUUAGAAUAAGUCAAAUGCAUUUGAUUUUGCUGUUUGUAUGGCCUCGUUGUUACGUUCCCCUCAGCCAGCAAUGAACCAUUGUACAUUUCCUCGAUCACCAUCUGCUUUGAUCAGUCCUUUUCACGCCUCACAUGCUCUUUGUACCCUUCCGUAUCUCUCGAUUCCCUCUCCUCUGACUCUCAAUCUGAAGAAGGGUCUGGACCUGAAGCAGCGCCAGAGAUGCUGCCUGACCCGCCGAGAUGCUCCAGCAUUUUGUGUCCAUCUUUGGUGUAAACCGGCAUCUGCAGUCCCUUCCUAUGCAUUAUUUUCCCCCCUUUGCUCUUCAUAGCUUGGCAUCUAUAGAUUACAAACUCAAUGUGGCACCUCAUCCAUAGGAAUCAAGAGUCGAGAGUGUUUUACCAUCAGAUGUCCCAGAUAGAACAAUGAAAUGCUUACUUGCAGCAGCACAACUGAACAUGUAAACAACAGAAUAUGUAAAUACGUCAAUAACAUAAAUAUUAACAAUUGACAAUAGACAAUAGGUGCAGGAGUAGGCCAUUCGGCCCUUCGAGCUAGCACCACCAUUCAAUGUGAUCAUGGUUGAUCAUCCCCAAUCAGUACCCCGUUCCUGCCUUCUCCCCAUAUCCCCUGACUCCGCUAUUUUUAAGAGCCUUAGGGAAGGAAGUGGUUUUAUGGGUGACUGUAAUUUUGAUCUCUCAAUGUACAGAUAUUGAAAUACAAUAUUUUUCCAGCAGUCAGCAUUCACAAGAAACUCAAAACUUGGAUGAGUUCCCCUUUUGAUCAUAACAUCAAAUGCUUCUUUCAGCCCUAAUGCCUCUAUGGUCAAUAUUAAGCUAAUUCUAUACAUGUUGCCAAUUCAGUGACGUUCUUGUGGUCUGUAUCAAUAUAUUUCAGACAUUGGUGCAUCCAGCAAUGUUCAGCACAAAAUGACUUUACCUUAUAGAGAGUGUCGAUCACAGAAAUAAAAAGCCGAGAAUGCCCUCGGGGAAAGCUCAGUGCUAAUUAAGUUUAUGCCUGAACUGAAAUGUCACUUGGUAUCAUGACUGUUUUUAUUGUAAUUGUUUAUGAAAUGUUGACUUUCCCCAUAAAUUUCUAAAUCAAUGGGAAAGUUAGGGGCGGCACAGUAACGCAGCGAUAGAGCUGCUGCCUCACAACGCCAGAGACCCCGGUUUAAUCCUGCCCAUGGGUGCUGUCUGUACAGAGUGUAUACGUCCUUCCUUGACCGCGUAGGUUCUCUCCGUGUGCUCCUGUUUCCUCCCCACACUCCAAAGACGUACAGGUUUGUAGGUUAAUUAGUUUUGAUUAAAUUGUAAAUUGUCCCUUGUGUGUAGAACAGUGUCGGUGAUUACUGGCCAGCACGGACUUGGUGGGCUGAAGGGCCUGUUUCUGCGCUGUAUCUCUAAAGUAACGUCUAAAGUCUACUGAUUACAAUUGUUGAUAGCUGUGACAAUUCAUAGCUAAACAUCGAACAUAAUAAAGAUGGUUUGCAACAGUUGAAAACCUCUUUGUGUUUCCUUUCCUUGUACAGAGUUUGUAUGUCCUCCCCGUGACCGCAUGGGUUUUCUCCGAGAUCUUCUUGAUUAGUAAGAGAAUCCGAGGUUAUGAGGAAAAGGCAGGAGAAAGGGGUUAGGAGGGAGAGAUAGAUCAGCCCUGAUUGAACGGCGGAGUAGACUUGAUGGGCCGAAUGGCCUAAUUCUACUCCUAUCACUUAUGAUCUUCGGUUUCCUCCCACACUCCAAAGACGUACAGGUUUGUUGGCUUGGUGUAAGCGUAAAUUGUCCCUAGUGUGAAGGAUAGUGUUAAUGUGUGGGGAUCGCUGGUCAGCGCGGCCUCGGUGGGCUGAAGGGCCUACUUCUGUACUGUAUCUCUAAGCUGAACUAAACCAAACAAUGCUAGAUACAAUGAUAGCAAAAAUAGUAUCUCUGAGACGAUUAACAUUUUUAAACUAAUAUGUCAUGGAUAAAAAAAUGGCGUUUUAUGGUAAUUCUCUUUCUGUCCGUUUCUCUCUUUCAUUCUGUAGUCUAUCCUCCUCUCUGCUCUUUACUCACUCCUGUCUUCCCUGCAUGAUUCUGAAAUAAAUUUGUCCACAGUUUUCUGCAUCUCUCAUUUCAAAGAGAUUCUUGUAAUGAAGAUAGAACAAUAAUAUUGGGAGACUAUUUAAUACAUUGACUGGUCAAAUGAAAUAUUUAUACUACAUAUUCUUUUUUCUGCAUAUAGCAAAUGCCGACCCGAAACAUUGCCUAACCAUUCCCUCCCCAGAUGCUGGAAUAUGGAAUGUGGAAUACUUUAUGGAAUAUGGAAAAUGGAAUAUGCGCAGUGAAAUUCUUUGCUUCCAUACCCAAGGUAUGCGAAUAGUCUCCAUAUAAACAGCGCUGAUAAAGUUCCUGACCCGCUCAGUUCCUCCAGCACUUUGUUUCCGUAUCUCUAAUGUCUAAAGGCUAAAGUUAUGUUCAUUAUUUCUUAACCUAAUUCAUCUGAAAUAUACCUUGCCCCAUGCAUCUGUGGAUAGGGAAAGUAAUGUGAACCAAAUUGAAAUGUCUGCUUCUCCAGAUUACCAACCUGGAGUUGAAGAAAAGCAUGGCAGAAACGCAGUGUUGAUUGUGUUUUUGUUACCUCUGGAGCAUUGUAACAUACGAUGGGAUUGGAACCAUACGAUGGGACCAGACUAAAGUUGAUAGAUUCCAUUGGCAACAAGAAAUGCCGGGGCCGCAGUAGAGAUGCUGCCUCACAAGGCCCGUGACCCAGGUUCAAUCCUAACCUCGGCUGCUGUCUGUGUGGGGUUUGCACGUUCUCCCUGCGACCCUGUGUGUUUCCUCUAGGUGCUCCAGGUUUCCUCCCACAUCCCAAAGACGUGCAGGUUUGUAGGUGAAUUGGCUUCUGUAAAUUGUCCCUAGUGUGUAGGAUGGAACUAGUGUAUGGGUGAUCGCUGGUGGGCAUGGACUCGGCGGGCCGAAUGGCCUGUUUCCACACUGUAUCUCUAAACAUAGAAACAUAGAAACAGAAAUUAGGUGCAGGAGUAGGCCAUUCGGCCCUUUGAGCCUGCACCACCAUUCAAUAUGAUCAUGGCUGAUCAUCCAACUCAGUAUCCCGUACCUGCCUUCUCUCCAUACCCCCUGAUCCCCUUAGCCACAAGGGCCACAUCUAACUCCCUCUUAAAUAUAGCCAAUGAACUGGCCUCAACUACCCUCUGUGGCAGAGAGUUCCAGAGAUUCACCACUCUCUGUGUGAAAAAAGUUCUUCU
Leucoraja erinaceus (little skate) is the source of this 5567-nucleotide messenger RNA. Its product is annotated as QRFP-like peptide receptor. The transcript has a single exon. Lineage: Eukaryota; Metazoa; Chordata; Chondrichthyes; Rajiformes; Rajidae. Gene Ontology annotation, cellular component: membrane. The record is from RefSeq and is a predicted model, not a curated record. Gene Ontology annotation, biological process: G protein-coupled receptor signaling pathway. The coding region runs from base 131 to 1444 and encodes 437 amino acids. Gene Ontology annotation, molecular function: G protein-coupled receptor activity.